Molecule: messenger RNA, 2137 nt
Organism: Tuber melanosporum (Perigord truffle)
Lineage: Eukaryota; Fungi; Ascomycota; Pezizomycetes; Pezizales; Tuberaceae
Exons: 2
Coding region: 1-1953 (650 amino acids)
Biological process (GO): attachment of mitotic spindle microtubules to kinetochore
Cellular component (GO): Ndc80 complex
Source: RefSeq, a predicted model, not a curated record
AUGUAUAAUUCUGGUAUCCCUCAACCUGCUUCGGCAUUGAAGCGAUCAAACUCCAACUCUAGGCCAUCAAACUCCCGCAUGUCACUGGCUGCUCGUCCCGCCUACAACCAGCCAGACGUUGUGUCGACUGCAAAGCGAGAUCCUUCGAGAUACUCCGCGCGCAAAUCCUAUGCUCCCUCUAGCCAGCCUCCCCCGUCCCAGCGUCGCAGUAGCGUUAUGCGUCGCUCUUCCAUGGGUGUGGCGGCCUUCAGCCAAAUGAACAGUUUCUUCAGUAGUGCUGCAUCCGCAACUGUUCAGAGAGAUCCGAGGCCACUCAAAGACUCUGCAUAUCGACAGGAAAUUGCUAGCAAAGUAUUUGAGUACGUCGUCAACAAUGGGUUCGAGUUAGAGAUGAAGCAUACGCUCGGUCCCAAUUCCCUUAAGAGUCCUACCCAGAAGGAUUUCUCGAUGGUGUUCCAGUGGCUGUACAAAAGACUUGACCCAAACUACAAUUUUCAGAAAGCGAUUGAAAAUGAAGUCUUACCCAUCUUAAAAACCCUCCGAUACCCCUACGCUAGUACAAUCACCAAAUCGCAACUAGCAGCAGUUGGGUCCAUGAAUUCGUGGCCGCAAUUCUUGGGAAUCCUACACUGGAUGAUGGAGUUGGCGGUCACUAUGGAACGCUUUCAAUCAGGGGAAUUCGAUGACGCAGCUGCGGCAGAAGGCGUGGACAUUGCAGCGGAAAAGAUCAUUUUCAGGUACCUUACCCGCUGUUACUCAGCAUGGCUUGUGGAGAACGAUGACCACGAUGAAUUCUUGGAGGAGAUGGCUGCCUCUUUUGAAGACCGACAAUCGGGAUACAAGGAGGAGUUAGAAAUGCUUGAAUCAGAGAACGAGCAGCUCAAAAAACAACUUGAAGGAAUGGACGAAUCUGCCGAUCCCCUCAAGAAGUUGGAGGAUACCCGAAUUCUUCUCGAAGGUGAUAAACAAAAAUUCGUCAACUACGUUGAGCGCCUAGAACUCCGCAUCCCGAAGGUUACCGCAUCCAAUCAAAAGCUCAAGGAAGAGAUUGAGGUCGUUGAACGAGAACUUGCAGAGUUGACAGCCGAAAAGCAAAGUCUCCAAGAAGCUGUCGACAAACAAGGCCUGACACCAGCGGAUAUAGACCGCAUGAACAACGACCGUGAAAAGCUCUCCAAGUCCCUUUCUCUUAUCUCCUCCAAAAUCACUGAAGCUAGGAUCCAACUGGCGGAGCGCGAAUCCGAGGCUUCAUCAAAACUCGAAGCUCUCGAACGCUCGGUAUCGAGGUACAACUCGCUGGCGUAUCAAAUCGGCAUUAUACCCUCGUCAUCUCGAAAUGCCGAGGGAAAGGACUUUGAGCUCCUUAUUCUCCCAGCCCAGACUCCCGAAAACAAGCUACUCGCGGACGAGGUUGGAUAUCAGCCAGCUCAGCUUCUUAAUCGUGAUCUACGACAUGAUAUUAAACCAGCUCUCAAUAGACUCCGGCAAGAAAUUGGAGCACGAAUCCACGAGGCCCAGGACGAAGCUAUCAAGACUCAAGAGUUGAUAGAUCGCAUAGUCGAGACAUUGGCAGAUAAGCGGGAUGAGGUUGACACUCUGCAUGCUAAAGUCCGCACCGCAGUUGAUGAAUACCAGGAGCUCAAGGAGACUACGGCAGCGGAGGGAAAUGCAUCAAAUGCGGAAAUUGAAAAGCUUGAGAAAGAGCUCGCAAGCAUGAGAUUAAACAUGUCUAAUGGCGUCUUGGCUUUGGAGCAACGUAUGCAGAGCGUUACCAUUGAGCGCGAUCAACUGGAACAUGCUUGCCAUGCCCUCCGGGAAAAGUUUCACGGAGAGGUUGAUAAGAUGCUUCAUGAAGUCAUCAAGUUUAAGGUGCACAUUCAAGAAAGCCUGGAAAACUACGAAAAUCUUGUGGAGGAAGAGUUGGCGGGUAACAACAAACUUCUGGAUAGUUAGGCCAUAGUUUUAUAUGCUGCCGUGUUUCCUUUAAUAAUUGCCAUGAUGGUAUGAGCCGCGAGGGUGUAAUGUUGAUUUUGUCAAAUUGGUUCUUGUUUGAGUGGAGUUCAUGUUAUCUUCUUUGUCUUAUACCUAGGGUCACGCUUCUAGGUGGUUGGUGGCUAAUUGAUAGUUUUUUUAGUUU